This is a messenger RNA of Labeo rohita (rohu), 4402 nucleotides long. It is a transcript of the gene pth1r, whose product is annotated as parathyroid hormone 1 receptor. NCBI's taxonomy places the organism in Eukaryota, Metazoa, Chordata, Actinopteri, Cypriniformes, Cyprinidae. The transcript has 13 exons. Gene Ontology annotation, cellular component: plasma membrane. Gene Ontology annotation, biological process: cell surface receptor signaling pathway; adenylate cyclase-activating G protein-coupled receptor signaling pathway; intracellular calcium ion homeostasis. Gene Ontology annotation, molecular function: parathyroid hormone receptor activity; peptide hormone binding; G protein-coupled peptide receptor activity. Bases 916 to 2526 code for a protein of 536 amino acids. The record is from RefSeq and is a predicted model, not a curated record.
UUCAGUGAGCGUUACCGACGUGUGCCGUCUGGAGCCGUUUUGUCAAUGAGGACAACUCUAAACUUGCGUACAAGUAACCUUAAGAGCAACACUGAUUUUCUUCAGCUGCGACCUGACGUUAAUUGUGAAGUAAACGUAGGAACGCUCUUUCUUUAAAACAAAUCCCUUUACUUUGUCACAGUUAUCUUACGUUUGUAUCGUCGCUUUAAUGCGGCUGUCAGAUUCACGUCUGCCUCAAAACUGAAGCGAACACCAGUGUAGUAGAUGUUGAACUUUCAGUUUAUUUCAGCGAAACCCGAAGCAUGUUUUUAAUUACUGAGAAGUGACACAUUUCACUUUAAGUCAGUGCUGUAGUGAAUAGCAAAAGCCCGAAUAUUUUCUUUAUUGUGGCUUCAGUGUGUAGAUUCACCACGUCGCACCAUCAUCAGUCUUCGUUAAAACAGUUCGGCUGUUUCUUUUGCCGUUUUUGAUGUCCUGAGAGAAAAAUGAAGGUUGAGCCUGAGGGACACCGCUUUAUUAUGUCGCUUUUUUUACAGCAAGGCUGAAGGGAAAUUUAAAGACCUAAAAAUAAAGUGUCGGUUUCUACUCCACAAAGAAUCAUUUGAACUUCCUACCGCAGAAGGAGCAGGACAUAAAUAGUUCUGACAUGUGGAUGUAAUUUCAGAAAAAAGGCAGACAGAUGCAGAGAAAUAAAACGCGAGCGGGAGGAGAGAGACUGGGAACAGUUUGAAUCGAGCCUGCAGAUCUGUGACAAGGAAAAGCCGUGAGAAAAUAUUCAUAAUUUUACAAGCAAACGAUGUAAUGGGAGGGGAGCGGACAGCAGCGAAAUGACUGGCUCUUUGACGGCGCUUUAACAGACGUAAACAUCAGAGAAAUCCCAUUUAAGUUGACAUCAAUUUGCGUGAACUUGUCGGGAUGGGAGCCACGCUGAUCGUACACACUUUAGGUUUUGUCUUUUGUGGCACCUUGCUGAGUUUCGUCUAUGGUCUGGUUGAUGCUGAUGAUGUCCUCACUAAAGAAGAACAAAUCUAUCUUCUGUUCAACGCAAAACGAAAAUGUGAGCGAGCAAUCAAGUCCAAGCAUAAAAUCACUGAGGGUUACUGCAUGCCGGAGUGGGAUGGCAUUGUAUGCUGGCCCGAGGGACUUCCUGGAAGGACGGUGUCCGCUGCCUGCCCGGUGUACAUACAUGACUUCAACCACAAAGGACAUGCUUACCGGCGCUGUGACAGCAAUGGGACCUGGGAGUUGGUGUCAAAUAACAACAAAACCUGGGCUAAUUACAGCGAGUGCGCCAAAUUCCUCAACCAUUCUGACCCGACUCAAGAGAGGGAGGUUUUUCACAGACUUUACCUGAUCUACACGGUGGGCUACUCCAUCUCUCUGGGAUCACUUAUGGUGGCGACAGUCAUCCUUGGAUACUUUCGGCGGCUGCACUGCACCAGAAACUACAUCCACAUGCACCUGUUUAUAUCGUUCAUGUUGAGGGCCAUUAGUAUAUUUGUGAAAGAUGUGGUGUUGUACUCCGGUGCCGCGCUGCUGGAAAUGGAGCGCAUCACUGUGGAGGAUCUCAAAUCCAUCACAGAAACCCCUCCUGCCAACAAAACCAAGUUUAUUGGCUGUAAGGUGGCCGUCACUCUCUUCUUGUACUUCUUGGCGACAAAUUAUUACUGGAUUCUGGUGGAAGGCCUGUACCUGCACAGCCUUAUCUUCAUGACCUUCUUCUCAGACAGGAAGUACCUUUGGGGCUUUACUUUGAUUGGCUGGGGUGUUCCUGCGAUGUUCGUAACCAUCUGGGCCAGCAUGAGAGCCACUCUUGCUGACACUGAGUGCUGGGAUUUAAGUGCAGGGAACCUGAAAUGGAUUGUACAGAUCCCUAUUCUGACAGCAAUUGUUGUAAAUUUUUUGUUGUUCCUGAAUAUAAUUAGAGUUUUGGCAACAAAACUGAGAGAAACAAAUGCAGGAAGAUGUGACACCAGACAACAGUUUAGAAAGCUGUUAAAAUCAACACUGGUUCUUAUGCCGUUGUUUGGGGUUCACUACAUUGUGUUCAUGGCAAUGCCCUACACAGAAGUGUCUGGAGUGCCUUGGCAAAUCCAGAUGCAUUAUGAAAUGCUCUUUAACUCAUUCCAGGGAUUCUUUGUUGCAAUUAUAUAUUGCUUCUGCAAUGGAGAGGUCCGGGCAGAAAUCAAGAAGUCAUGGAGUCGGAGGACACUCGCUCUGGACUUCAAGAGAAAAGCCCGGAGUGGCAGUAACACGUAUAGCUAUGGACCCAUGGUGUCUCACACCAGCGUCACUAACGUGACCGCACGAGGCCCUCUGGCCCUGCACCUCACGACCCGCCUGAGGCCCGUCUCCAUCAACGGCCACCGGAACCUUCCGGGAUACGUGAAGAACGGCUCAGUCUCUGAGAACUCCAUCCCGUCCUCGGGUCAGGAGCUCAACAUACAAGAGGAAGAACCUUCGAAGAACUUCCACAUGGAAAAAACCAUCCCGGUGGUGGAGGAGGAAAGAGAAACAGUCAUGUGACAUUAACAAACUUUAAUAAAGACAAUGAAAAAUGCUGAAGGAUUAGAGAGUCCUUUGUUUCUCAGGAUUUCCUCACAAUUUGGGUUGUGGGACCAUCUCAGAUGUACAGUUGGAGACACAGCGACGGACCAAAUGGACCAGAUAUGAUCUGUGUCUUUUAAAUGAGCCACAUGUUCUUGCGAGACUGGAAGCUACUAUAGGCACCAGGCCAUCUUCACCAGCAGUAUUUGGAGGAUGAGAACGGUGAACGAACAACGCUGAUGCUUUUAGAUUGUCACAUCACUUCCUUACAUGAAGAAUGGUGAGUUUGCUUCAGGAUCAAGUCAUAUGAAAUGUAUGGCACUGUGGACCGUGAAUUGUAAAUAGUACACUCAUGAUAUUUUAAAUAUAUAUAUAAAAUGUUCUUGAUCAGCACUAAUAUAAUUUUAUUUACAGAUGCAACUGCCAGUAGGACACUCUUUGCAUUAUGAUAGCAGGUGUUUGCUAGUAGGAUGUGAUAUUUAUAUGUCUCGAAGCCGAUUGUGUCUCGUUUAUCCACGUGUUUAAUGGGUAGAUUUGCCAAAUCUUGCCAAACUGUCUCUCUUUUCUUCAUGAGUCUGACAGUGAAAACAAAAGUUGAUUCCCUUCGAAUCUGUGUAGGUUUAUACAGUUCAAGCUUGAGUUAUUGCCGGUGAUGAUAAAGUAAUUAAUGCCAGUGGUGAAACGUCAAAGCAUUUUGUUAUUACGACAGACAUAUACUAUACUAAGCAUAAAAGAGAAAUUCUGUCUGUAUUUUUUAUUUUCAGGGUCAUUUUGGGCUGCCUUAACCAUUGCAAUUUAUUAUAGCAAAGCUUUAUAAUACUAUUAAUAAUAGCAUUUAUAAAAAAUAACAGUCCACCACAAAAUCUCUUGAUACGUGUGGGUAGCUUUUCAAUGACCAUUUUCAUAAUCCAAAGGGGAAAUUAUCAUAUAGUCUGAAUAUAUAUAAGAAGUGUUGGCGAAAGUUACUUGUAACAGUAAUGCAUUACAGUAUUGUGUUACUCCCUAAAAAAGUAACUAAUUGCAUUACUAAUUGCAUCUACCCUGGACAGGGCUUGCUUGUUUGCUUUUAAUAAAAAGUUUUAUUUUUGUCAAAUGUAAAAGCUCUUUCACACCAAAAGUGAACUGAAUAAGCCUCAGACUAAGGGAAAUGUAAAUUCACAUCUGUACAGAAGUGGGCACAGCUCAAACAAACCUUUCAGCUGAAGAAUUGCAUGAAGAAUAGGAUGCAGGAGAAGAAAGUUCAACAUUCUUCAGCAAUUAAAAAAUGAAACACCAGUGUUAUGUUUAUCUAAAGUCAUUUUUGAAUAUUGGUGUGGUUGAAUUGGAUCAUCGAAGGUCACCAGCAAAGACACGUUAUUUGUGCUAUCUAACCUAUUUAAAGCUGCAGUCCAUAACUUUUGGCAUUCUAGCGGUUAAUAAGCAGAACUGUGUGAAUCUUGCUGAAGUCGGAACUGCUUCUCUCUGUUUACAGUUGAGGUCAAAAGUUUGCAUCCCCCUUUCAGAAUCACUAAAAAUGUUAUUUUACCAAAAUAACAGGGAUCAAACUAAAUGCAUGUUAUUGUUUAUAUAGUACUGCCCUGAAUAAGAUAUUUGACAUAAAAGAUAUUUACAUAUAGUCCAGAAGAGAAAAUAAUUGUUGAAUGUAUAAAAAUUACCCAGUUUAAAAGAUUACAUACGCUUGAUUUGUAAUACUGUGUUUUUACCUGAAUGAUACACAGCUGCUUUUUUCUUUCCAACAAUAAAUGUAUGAUUUUGAGAUCCAUCUUUUCACAAUGAGGACAACUGAGGGACUCAUAUGCAACUAUUACAGAAGGUUCAAACACACACUGAUGCUCAGGAAGGAAAAACAAUGCAU